UAUUUUUUAGACACUUUUUUAUACUUUUUUGUAUUUUUCAGAAAGCAUUUUAAAAUUUAUUUACACUAAUUAUGGCAAACAACGAGGACGAACUUUCGUUUGGAAGUGAUGAUCAUGAUCCAACAUUAAAUGGCGCUGGAGCUACCGGUUCAAUUUCUGUGGCUAUGUCAGAGGACAAUGAUUUUGAAGACAUUAAUGAAAAACUGCGGCAGAUUGAGCAGGAAGCAGAAAAGAUUCGUGCAAUGCAAAGUGAAGUUGAAAAGCAGUUCCAAGGAUCGAACAAUGGCAGUCCAGGUGUCGCGCCUAGUCUGUCAGUUGAAGAUAAAAUGUUAAUCGAUGGACGGUCUAUUUAUGUGGGAAAUGUCGAUUAUGCUGCUACACCUGACCAACUUGAGGAACAUUUUCGCGGCUGUGGUAUAAUUGAGCGUGUUACAAUUUUGACUGACAAAUUUACUGGACAUCCAAAAGGUUUUGCCUAUGUGCAAUUUGCCGAUAUUGAUGGAAUGCAGAAUUCGCUGUCUCUCGGUGAUUCUCUUUUUUUGGGUCGUCAAAUCAAGGUUGUGCCAAAACGUACAAACAAGCCGGGCAUUAGUACAACUAAUCGACCGCCGCGAGGUAGAGGUUCUACUAGCGGACGUGCACGUGUUGUUAUCAAAUAUAUCUAUCCUGGAAUGCGAGGACGACCACGAGCGUCGAGAAGACGUGCAGCAUUUUUCUCACCAUACUGA
This is a messenger RNA of Meloidogyne enterolobii, 728 nucleotides long. NCBI's taxonomy places the organism in Eukaryota, Metazoa, Nematoda, Chromadorea, Rhabditida, Meloidogynidae. The record is from the annotation of a GenBank genome assembly.